AUGCUUGAGUGGGUGCUUUGUGGUUCAGAGGUGGAGGUGCUGGAGGAUGUGUGCGAGGAGGAGCUGGACGAGCUCGUCCCCAACCCCUUCUACCCUGACCCUGCUGCUGUUGCUGACAAGGACGACGAUGCCGCCCUGGUGGCGGAAGCUAGGAGGGGUGGGGGGGCGGAGGAGGACUCCGAGGAGGAUAGUGACUACGAGGAGGACUCUGAGGAGGAUGAGGACUCCUCGAAGGAUGAGGAGUCCGACGAUGAGGAGGAGGAGGGUGAGGCACCUGAGGAGGUGGGAGUUGGACAGGGAUGGGAUGACGAUGACGAGUGGUGGGAAGAAGGGCGAUAUGAUGGGGAGGAGGUAGAGGAAUGGGUAGCUGGACAGGAUGAUGAGUAA
This is a messenger RNA of Closterium sp. NIES-65, 387 nucleotides long. The record is from the annotation of a GenBank genome assembly. NCBI's taxonomy places the organism in Eukaryota, Viridiplantae, Streptophyta, Zygnematophyceae, Desmidiales, Closteriaceae.